Molecule: messenger RNA, 399 nt
Organism: Capsicum annuum
Lineage: Eukaryota; Viridiplantae; Streptophyta; Magnoliopsida; Solanales; Solanaceae
Product: glycine-rich protein A3-like
Exons: 2
Coding region: 1-399 (132 amino acids)
Source: RefSeq, a predicted model, not a curated record
AUGGGAGGCGGUAAAAAUAAACAAUUUGGUUAUCCUCCAGGACAAUAUCCUCCCCAGUCAGGAGCUUACCCUCCACAAGGAUAUCCUCCUCAAGGGUAUCCACCCGCCGGAGCCUAUCCUCCUGCACAAGGAUAUCCACCAGCCGGAACCUAUCCUCGUGCACAAGGAUUUCCCCCGGCUGGUGGAUAUCCUCCUGCGCAAGGCUAUCCCCUGGCUGGUGGAUAUCCUCCACAAGGUCACGGAAACAUGGGAUCAAUGGCUGGAGGGAUGGCUGCGGGCACGGCUGCGUUUGGUGCUGCCAGUUACGGACGCAGCGGUCAUUAUGGUCAUGGAAAAUACAAGAGGGGCAAGUUUAAGGGUGGCAAGAAGUAUGGCAAGAAAUUCAAGAAGUGGAAAUAA